AUGGCUGAGCCUAGAGAACCUGGCGAUAUACCCCCAACCUUCAAGAUUGAUCUCUCACUUCCUCCCUCAGAAAGAUAUGUUGUCUUGGCCUCUUUAUAUCGACAGAAACUAAGGUCGCUCGUCGACAUUUUUCAUGAGAUUGUCGGCUGGUUGGACGGCAUCAUUUCCUCAAAAUGGAUCUACCGAGCUGCUCCCAUACUUCUAAGGAAGCUAUAUACCCGCGAGGAAACAGAAGAGAUUAAGGGAAUAUCUAGAGUUACGGGCAUAGACCUCUAUAUCCUUGUAUCUCUGAAUGUCUUCCUCGAUCUCCUUAUGGGAUGCACCAGCGGGGCAGCCUUGACAAAACAGCAACACGAUACUGAUGCAGGAAUGCUUCACUUUCGUACUCUCGACUGGGACAUGGAUGAGCUCCGCCAGCUGGUUGUGAAACUUGAGUACGUUCGCGGAUCUGAGAGUGACACUGUUAUUGCAACAAGUGUAACGUACGUGGGUUUUGUUGGAGUCUUAACAGGUGUGAGGAAGGGACUAAGCAUCUCAUUAAAUUUCCGUCCGAAUCACAAUUCAAGCAGGUUUUUGGCCAAUUAUCGGUUUUACGGAAGCCAUUUACUUGUGCUACUGGGGGUGAGACGGUCGAUAUCUUCAUUACUUCGAAAAUACCUACUAGCCCCAGAUCUGGAGCGUAUUCAUAGCCGCUCCUGGUUUGAUCGAAUGUUAAGACGGAAGAUAGCAGGGAACCCUUCACAAACACCUCUAGACCGGAUAGUAGAACAUUUACCUCGGGUGCCAACGACAGCAGCUUAUUUGAUCAUGUGUGAUGGAAACUCAGCGGCUGUUUUUGAGAAAGAUCACAGAAGCGCUGCUAUCCAGCGGUCGUCAUCAUUUGUCGUUGCUACUAACUGCGACUCAGUAAAUGGCCCUUCGGCUCUUCAGAAAGAAGAAGCUCUUGACAACGAAAAAGGCCAUGAUGACAGGGUAAUCAACACCCCCAACGAGCCCCUGGAUUUGGACGAUCUCAUUUUCCUCAGCAGUGAGCGACGAGCCCACAUGCAGGAUGCAUGGGAUAAAAAGGUAAAAGAGAAGCAAGACACAUUAUCAACCUCUCAUGAUUCUUCUAUGGCCGGACCCAUUCCGCAAGAUCGCCAACCGAGACCUACUAUAAAGUGCUCUUCUACCAUUUCACCAAGUCUAUGUGGCGACAAGCAAGUUACAGCAACACCCUCAGAGGUUGCUGAAUGGAUGAAUGGAUACCCUGUCACUAAUGAAAUGACUCACUUUGCUGCCAUCCUGGACCCUACUUUAGGCAAAGUGACCUGGCUUAGGCGGUACAUAGAUCCGCCCACCCAUAAUGAAACCAGUUGA
This is a messenger RNA of Nannizzia gypsea CBS 118893, 1359 nucleotides long. RefSeq lists its product as hypothetical. The coding region runs from base 1 to 1359 and encodes 452 amino acids. The record is from RefSeq and is a predicted model, not a curated record. The transcript has a single exon. Gene Ontology annotation, molecular function: hydrolase activity, acting on carbon-nitrogen (but not peptide) bonds. Lineage: Eukaryota; Fungi; Ascomycota; Eurotiomycetes; Onygenales; Arthrodermataceae.